GUGGGAUUCCAUGGAAGAAGAAGAAGAAGAAGAAGAAGAAGAAGAAGAAAAAAAUGUCGAAACCAGAAGAAGAAGAAGAAGUAAACAUCAACUUCUUUCCAAGAUCUACACAGAGAGAUUACAUCAUGGAUUUCGAUCUCGAUCUGGAGAUCGAUACUUCAUGGUUGAUGGAACAGAACCAGUUCCAGAAUCCUUUCUUGAAUAACCCGGCGUCACCGUUUGUAUUGGCUUCAUCGUCUCAUAAUCCCCUUCUUUUGUUAUCAUCUUCCGAUCAGAACUAUUCACCUUUGUGGCAAUUCUCCGAUGUUGACGAGAAUCCAACUGCUUGCAAUACCGAUUCUUCUGGACUUCUUCCAUGUAAUCCUGAUCCUGGUUCUGGUAAUCCUGUGAUCGAUGAAGAUGAAAGAAGUCCCCUUCCAGUAUCUCUUGCUUUGGUGCCACAGGAGAACCCAGAUGGAUGCCUGAUCAAAGAGAGGUUGAUGCAAGCACUUCGGUACCUCAAGGAAUCAACAGGACAUGUUCUUGCUCAGGUUUGGGCACCUGUAAAGGAUGGGGACCGGCAUGUACUGACAACUUCUGGGCAACCUUUUGUUAUCGAUCCACACAACAACGGUCUUCUUCAGUAUAGAACCGUCUCUCUGACAUAUACGUUUUCUGUGGAUGGGGAUAAUGAUGAGCAUCUGGGGCUCCCUGGUCGUGUUUUCUGGCAGAAGUUGCCAGAAUGGACCCCAAAUGUGCUGUAUUACAGCAGCAAAGAGUAUCCAAGACGUGAUCAUGCUUUGCACAACAACGUUAGAGGAUCCUUGGCUUUGCCAAUCUUUGAGCCUUCUGGACAAUCAUGUGUUGGUGUACUUGAGCUUAUAAUGACAUCACAGAAGAUUAACUAUGCUCCUGAGGUUGAUAAAAUCUGCAAAGCUCUUGAGGCAGUAAAUCUGAAAAGUUCUGACGUACUGGAUCAUCCAAGCUUGCAGUUCUGCAAUGAAGGUCGCCAAAAGGCCUUGGCUGAAAUCUUAGAGAUAUUAACCGUUGUGUGUGAGACCCACAAAUUUCCUUUGGCUCAGACAUGGGUUCCAUGCAGGCAUCGCAAUGUUCUAGCCAAUGGUGGUGGUGUGAAGAGAAGCUGUACAAGCUUUGAUGGAAGCUGCAUGGGACAAGUCUGCAUGUCCACAACUGAUGUAGCAUUCUAUGUUAUAGAUGCACAAAUGUGGGGUUUUCGUGAUGCUUGUGCCGAGCAUCACUUACAGAAGGGGCAGGGAGUAGCAGGAAGGGCAUUUUCAUCCAGUGGGUCAUGUUUCUCCAGGGAUGUCACUCAAUUUAGAAAAACUGAGUACCCCCUGGUACACUAUGCACGCAUGUUUGGCUUAACUAGCUGCUUUGCUAUUUGCUUAAUGAGUACUCACACAGGCAGUGACCAUUAUGUUCUAGAGUUCUUUCUGCCACCUAGCAUCACAGACUACAAAGAGCAAGAAGCUUUAUUAGAUUCACUCUUGGAAACAAUGAAGCAUCAUUUCCGGAGUUUGAGGGCUGCUUCUGGAAAAGAAUUGGAAGAGGAGUGCAGAUCUGUUGAAAUUGUUGAAAAGUCUCCGGACGAGAAACUCAACUCCAAUGUUGACUGUGUUCACGUAUCCCCUAGCACUAAAUCCCCUAUCGGGCAUGAUGGCUUACAAAAUAUGGUGGAGAUGGUGCAGCCAAAACCAUUAGAACAGUGUGUAUUAGACAGUUACAGUCUGAAGGAUAGAAAGAGUCUGGUCACUGCUAAUGAAAGUCACACUACUGUUGCUUUCUCUGACAAUAAAGUCACGAAGAGAACAUUGGAGAGAAGACGUGGGAAGACGGAGAAAUCAAUCAGUUUAGAGGUCCUCCAACAAUAUUUUUCUGGGAGUCUUAAAGAUGCUGCAAAGAGUCUUGGUGUUUGCCCUACUACCAUGAAACGAAUCUGUAGGCAGCAUGGAAUUUCCCGUUGGCCUUCUCGCAAGAUCAACAAGGUUAAUCGUUCUCUGACCAAGCUGAAACAUGUCAUUGAAUCUGUCCAAGGUGCUGAAGGAGCAUUCAAUAUGACUUCUCUCGUGACGAGUCCAAUUCCUGUUGCUGUUGGUUCCAUUUCUUGGCCUGCCAACUUGAAUAAAUCCAAUCAACGGUUGCCAGGUUCUAAGCCUUCUGACGUGGGGGGAAGGGAGACUGAAUUACCAGCCUACAUUACUCCAGAAAGCAAUGGGCAUGGUGAUGCAAGGGAUCAGAUAAUUAAUGGGAAUGGACUGUUGACUCAUCAGGAGUUCAUUCAUGAUCAAAAUGGGGUUGUCAUUGAGUGUUGCAAUAGUCCCAAUGACUCCAAUGUCUCUAAAACAUUAAGUGGAUCAGGAGGGGAGUGCAAUGGCACCCCUAAUUCUCACAGUUCAUGCCAAGGCAGCCCUGCCAAUGAAUCUGCCCAGUUCAAUGGUCCAUUUGUUUCUUCCAUCCAAGAAGAAGGUGUCAAUGUCAGAAUAUCAUCAGCUUGGGCAUUUCAACCGACACACACAAUUGCACCUGCUAUCUACUCUGUCCCUGAUGCUACUAUCAGUACACAACCGCAAGCACCAUUGGGUGGAAUGGUAGUAAAGGAUGCAAGAAACUCCAAAGACUUGAGAAACCUCUGUGGUUCAACAGCUGAGUUUUGCCUGGAUGAGCAGGUCGCAGAUGCUAGUUGUAUAAAAAAAUCUCCAUGUUCUGCUGAAGGCUCACCAGAGACACUGGCUCCUUUCUCUCACAAGAUGCCACCUGUUACAGCUAACCUAGAUAUUGGAACAGUUACCAUUAAGGCAACAUAUAGGGAAGAUAUUAUUAGGUUUCGGCUCUCUCUGACUUCUGGUGUGGUCAAGUUGAAAGAGGAAGUGGCGAAGCGGCUGAAGUUGGAGGUGGGUACAUUUGAUAUCAAGUAUCUUGAUGAUGACCAUGAGUGGGUUUUGUUGGCUUGUGAUGCAGACUGGCAUGAGUGUAUGGAUGUCUCGAGAUUAUCUGGUGGACGUGUGAUCAGACUAUUGGUGUAUGACAUAGUUCCCAACUUUGGGAGCUCCUGUGAAAGCUCAGGUUAUUUAGGAGGAAACACAUUGUAAAGCCUAUAGACUUGUAGUUCAAACUUGUAAGCCUGUAGACGAGUAGCACAAACUUGUAAAUCAUUAGUACCAGGUAGGUGAAAUUGUAAAUUAAUUUGAUUUUGACACCCUGCCAAAUGUAACAAAAUUUCCCUGUUUGGAAUAGAAAAUUUCAGCUGGCAUCUUUUGUGCUUCUUCCCUGGA
Messenger RNA from Macadamia integrifolia, 3272 nucleotides. RefSeq names its product protein NLP6-like. The transcript has 5 exons. Gene Ontology annotation, molecular function: protein binding; DNA-binding transcription factor activity. Lineage: Eukaryota; Viridiplantae; Streptophyta; Magnoliopsida; Proteales; Proteaceae. The coding region runs from base 54 to 3089 and encodes 1011 amino acids. The record is from RefSeq and is a predicted model, not a curated record.